Molecule: messenger RNA, 2379 nt
Organism: Brassica oleracea var. oleracea
Lineage: Eukaryota; Viridiplantae; Streptophyta; Magnoliopsida; Brassicales; Brassicaceae
Exons: 2
Coding region: 1-2379 (792 amino acids)
Molecular function (GO): RNA-DNA hybrid ribonuclease activity; nucleic acid binding
Source: RefSeq, a predicted model, not a curated record
AUGGAGAAGCUUAUUUUUGAGAACCAGUCGGCUUUCAUCCCGGUCCGGGCUAUUGGUGAUAAUGUUCUUAUCACACAUGAGGUUCUUCACUACUUAAAGACCUCCAAAGCGGAGCAACGAUGUGCUAUGGCAGUCAAGACAGACAUGAGCAAGGCUUAUGACCGGCUUGAAUGGGAUUUUAUUGCGCUUGUGCUGGCUCGGUUGGGAUUCCACCGCAGCCUUAUAGGCAUGAUAAUACAAUGUAUUUCAUCUGUUACAUACUCCUUCCUCAUUAACGGCUUGCCUAGAGGGAAGGUAGUACCGAGCCGAGGGAUUCGUCAAGGCGAACCCCUCUCUCCCUACAUAUUCAUUAUGUGUAGUGAAGUCCUCUCGGGAUUAUGUAAUAGAGCUCAAGAAGAAGGGUUAAUCCAAGGGAUCAAAGUCGCGAGAGGAUGUCCCCGGAUUAACCAUUUACUUUUUGCAGACGAUACAAUGUUCUUUCUCAAUGCCACAACGGCAAACAGUGAAGAUCCGUUGACAAUACUGAAGACCUAUGAAGAAGCAUCUGGACAAUCGAUAAAUAAGGAGAAGUCGGCGGUUACAUUUUCUCGUCGAACACCAGCGACGCUUAAAAACUCCAUCAAGGCCACAUUACAAAUUCAAAAAGAAGGGGGAGUGGGAAAAUACCUUGGACUACCGGAGCAUUUCGGACGUCGCAAGCGAGAUCUUUUCUCUUCCAUUGUGGACUGUAUCCAACAGAAAGCCCGAAGCUGGUCCACCAAAUUGCUCUCUUCCGCGGGGAAACUAGUGAUGUUGCAGAGCGUCCUCUCGGCAAUUCCAUCCUACUCCAUGACCUACUUUAAGCUCCCAGUUUCACUUUGUAAACGUAUCCAGUCUGUCAUCACACGGUACUGGUGGGACAAUACUGAGGGAGUCAAGAAGAUGGCUUGGAUCUCCUGGGACAAUAUGGCCAAACCAAAGUCAGUAGGAGGACUUGGCAUGCGAGAUUUCGAGAAAUUUAAUGAUGCUCUACUUGCUAAGAUUGGAUGGAGACUUCUCAACAACCCACACAGCUUGCUGGGUAAAAUCCUGAAGGGAAAGUAUUUCCCGGAUGGAGAGUUCUUGACAGUGGAGGAGACAUCUGCUAUAUCGCACGGGUUGAGAAGUGUUUUGCUGGGCAGAGACCUACUCAUAAAAAACAUUGGAUGGGCUAUUGGAAAUGGGCAAUCAGUCAAUGUGUGGAGCGAUCCAUGGCUAAGUCUAACCAAGCAAGAGCGACCUAUGGGCCCUCCGACGGAACAAGGUGCUACCCUCACAGUUGCGGAUUUGAUCAUCGCCAACACUGGCCAAUGGGACAGAGACAAGCUCAUUUGGCUAGGUACAAAGUCUGGAGUAUACUCAACCAAAUCAGGAUACUUCUCUGCUAUUGAUGAGCCAGCUGGGGUGGCACAGGUGGACGCAGGUUUUAACUGGAGGAAGAAUGUAUGGAACCUAGACUGCGCUCCUAAAGUUAAACAUUUCUCCUGGAAGGUGCUAAAGAGAGCGUUGCCAGUUGGUGAGCGGCUCCAAGAAAGACAUAUUGACGUUGAUCCGAAAUGUAAACGGUGUGGCUGUAGUGAAUCUAUCACUCAUCUCUUCUUCCACGGUCAGUUCGCACAAAAGGUCUGGCUCCUAGCCCCCCUUGCGAAUGAAGUGGACUUUAGAGGAAUAAUAGAUUUACAAGCGGCUUGGUCAUCUUUAUGCAACCAACCAUGUCUCCCUCCUACGGGACUGACCUCUGGAACGCUAAUCCCCUGGACGCUCUGGUCCAUAUGGAAAGCAAGGAACAAAUUUGUAUUCGAAGGUUUCUCCGCUUCGCCUGAAGAGACUCUCUCAAGUGCUAUCAAACUAGCUCGGGAAUGGAAGGAUAAUGCAAAAGCAGAACCCACAAAAAUCUUACCUCGUGUGCGCCAAGAGUUUUCAGCUCCGAGUGGAGUUAGAGUAGUCAGGUCGGAUGCAGCGUGGAGAUUGACAGAGAAUGCAGCAGGACUGGGGUGGACGUUCCUACCGUCCAUGCCAGAUAUGAAUUACCAAAAGAGUGUCCAACAUGUCACCUCUCCCCUGAUGGCUGAGGGACUGGCACUCAGAGAAGUUGUCCGCACUUGCCAACGUCUAGAACUGGGAUCAGUAAGGUUCGAGUCCGACUCUGCUCUACUCAUCAAAUGCUUAAACGCGGAGUUGGAUAUCUCAGAAUUGCAUAGCGUUGUCUCGGAUGUUAGAGCUAUUGUGUCGGCGUUUGAUUAUGUUUCUUUUGGCUGGAUCUCUAGGGAAAAGAAUGUAGUUGCUGAUGUAUUAGCAAAGAAUGCUCUCCUUGUAGUUGAACAUUUGGUAGUUGUGGAUGCUCUUAUUGCUCCCAACUAA